Musa acuminata subsp. malaccensis (wild Malaysian banana) is the source of this 1441-nucleotide messenger RNA. RefSeq names its product GDSL esterase/lipase At1g28580. The record is from RefSeq and is a predicted model, not a curated record. Lineage: Eukaryota; Viridiplantae; Streptophyta; Magnoliopsida; Zingiberales; Musaceae. Gene Ontology annotation, molecular function: hydrolase activity, acting on ester bonds.
UUCAACGACCCCAAUUGUGACCCCAACGAGCGAGAAUUAGAACCAUUACAAUAUUUAUUCUUCCCUUGCGGAAAACGUGCUACCUGUCGCUGCUUAUUUCAUGAUACGGGGCAAUUCCAAGGAUCGCAUCUCCGUCUCUCGAUCUCUAAUGGAAUCGUCGACGAACCUUGUGUCCGUCAACGCCUCUCUGCGCCUCAUCACCCUCCUCCUCUUCCUCCUCCCGGCUGCUCUUGGCUCGGCCACCACCGGUUGUUACUCCUCCAUCUUUAGCUUCGGCGACUCCCUUGCCGACACAGGAAACCUGCUCCACACCCUCGGCAGGGACGGCACCCGCAUCGGCCGCCCGCCGUACGGCAUGACCUACUUCCAUCGCCCCACCGGCCGCUUCUCCGACGGCCGGCUCAUCGUUGACUUCAUCGCGCAAGCGAUGGGGCUGCCGCUGCUGCCGCCGUAUCUGGAGGAGACGACGGGCGGAGACAUGAGGAAGGGGGUGAACUUCGCGGUGGGAGGGGCGACGGCGAUGGAGAAUGGAUUCUUUAGGAAGAGAGGGAUCCAUAUCAAGUUCACCAACGUCUCCUUGGGUGACCAGAUCCACUGGUUCAGGCAAUUACUGCCGUCCCUCUGCUCCUCUUCCUCAGCGUGCGAGGACAUGCUCCAUAAAUCUCUCGUCUUAAUGGGUGCGAUUGGAGGGAAUGAUUACAAUGACCCGUUCAUGGAGGGAAGAAGCUUGCGCGAGAUCAAGUCCUUCGUUCCCCGAGUCGUCUCGACCAUCAGCUCGGCCAUCGAUGAACUGAUAGAGCUGGGAGCACGAACGCUGCUGGUUCCAGGAAUCACUCCUCUCGGAUGCAACUCCGCCUAUCUCACCUAUUACCGGACUCACCAGGCCGAGGAUUACGACUCGACGACUGGUUGCCUGAAGUGGCUGAACGAGUUCUCCAUGUACCACAAUGGCCGCCUGCAAGCUGAGCUGCGGCGGCUGCAGCAACUGCAUCCUCAUGCCACCAUAAUCUAUGCCGACUACUACGGAGCUUCCAUGAGUAUAUUCAGCAACCCAAAUGCAUUCGGAUUCGGCGAGGAGCCUCUCGUGGCAUGCUGCGGGGGUGGCGGUCCAUACAACUACAACUUCUCAAGGCAAUGUGGAAGCGAAGGCUCAACGGUUUGUGGUGAUCCUUCCAGGUACGUGCACUGGGACGGCCUACAUAUGACUGAAGCAACUUACAGAAGCAUCGCAAGUGGCCUGCUACAUGGACCAUUUGCUGCUCCGGCCAUCGGCAGCACAUGCCCUAACAUCCAAUUGAGCCUGCAUGGAGAUGUUGAGGUCUCCGAGGGUUGAUUUAUAUAUUGGGAGAUGAAACUGCUUAGUUUGCUCUGUAAUAAUUAAAAGAAAAAAAAUGUAUUAUUACACUUCUGUAUUUGUGUUAAGUUGAUUUUAUUUUUUUGU